AUGCCCCCGGAGCCAUUUAAGCCCUACGGCUCCCCGCCACCGUUCGAUUUUGACGAAUAUAAGGACGCCUUUGAGCUCUGGCAGCGCCAGUGGACUAUAUUUUUGGCCUUAUCUACCAUCGAUACAGCCCUUCCUCAAGCGGACCGCGCGUCCUAUAAGGCAAAUAUCCUGCUGUCCUGCUUAUCGAAGCCUACUUUACAGGCCAUCUGCACGAUGGGCCUGUCUGAUAUCGAACUUGGUGACCCCGAUAUUAUCAUCGGCAAACUUCGUGAACGGUGUAACGCUGGGAGGAAUUGCCACGUUUGGCGCCAACAAUUCGCCCUUCGUAUACAACGUGAAAAAGAAUCCGUAGACAGUUGGGUUUGCGAGCUGCGCGAUCUCGCACAAAAAUGCGAAUUCAACACGGAUUGUUGCAACAAAUGCCAGGACACCCGGUUGUUGGGCCAAAUCAUUUACGGCGUCCACAGUGAUGAAGUUCGGCGUAAGUUGUUGCAGGAAGGCGCUACACUAUCCCUCACCAACGCUUUAACAACACUGCGCACGGCCGAAGCAACACAAAUGCAGGCAGCUAACCUGCGGCAAAACGAUCCACCAUCUAUCCAGCAAAUCAAAAACAAUACCGUCAAAACCGACUCAAAGUCCGCUGCUCGUUCCCCACACCCAGCUUUCCAACGCAACUUCCGGCGUGGCCCACCAGCAGGUGCCCCACCACACGGAUGUUGGAACUGCGGAGCCGACUCGUUCCACCCAAAGUCUGAAUGCCCAGCCAAUGGAAAAGAAUGUGGCGGCUGUGGCAUAAUAGGCCAUUUUCAAAAAGUCUGCUCACGAAAAUCUUCGAAACCCGAGACAGCGGGAAGUAUCGUCAUCGGAUCCAUUUUACCAGGGGAACUUAUUGAAACCAGCGUCUCGCCUGCCGACAGCGACACGCCCACAGCAGUGCUCUUCCUGCCCGACACGGGCGCCUCGAUUGAUGCCGUACCACAUGCACUUCACCAAUCGCGAUUCGCCGCGACUCCACUUUGCCCCAUCACAACGCGAGCCGUAACGGCGACUGGCGAUGCCAUAACGUCAUUUGGCACCUUCCAGGCAACCAUUAGCGUAGGACCCGUCAACGGAGGCACGCCAGUACUUACCACCAUUCACGUCCUUAAAAAUCUCCAGCAACCAGUUCUAUCAAAAGAAACGCAGAAAAAACUCGGCAUCCUACCCCUGGAUUACCCCCAUUGGCGCGUUCAGCAAAUCACAGCCCAUCCUACGGAUUUAGAGAAAGCUAAUAAGCUGAAAUAUUUAAUGGCUGCCCAUCCCCUCAUCUUCGACGGUAUAUGUCGCCCCAUGGUAGGCCCUCCCUGCCACUUCCAGUUAGCCGACGGGGCCAUACCAUCCGCGAUGAGAGGUUCGCGACCAGUCUCCGUCCCGUUGCUCCCAAAACUCAAAACAGAGCUGGAUUCGCUCGAGGAGCAACAAAUCAUCUGCAAGGUCACCGAGCCGACAGCAUGGGUCCACCCUAUGGUCAUUGCUCCGAAAAAGGACGGCGGCAUACGCGUAUGUGUCGAUUUUACCCCCCUUAACGCCUUCAUCGUCCGACCAACAUUCGAAACGGCCACCCCGUUCCAGGCCGUCCGUUCGAUUCCGGCCGGGAUGCGCUUUUUCACCGUCAUCGACGCGUUGAAAGGAUACCACCAGGUGCCAUUAGACGACGAGUCAGCGACGAUGACCACCUUCUCAACCCCGUUUGGCCGCUACAUGUACCGCCGGUUGCCUUUCGGUGUUUGCCACGCCGCUGACGACUACAGCCGACGCGUUUCGGCUGUAUUCGAUGAUAUUCCAAAUUGCCGUCGGAUAAUUGAAGACAUCCUCAUAUUCUCCGAGACAUACUAG
Molecule: messenger RNA, 1878 nt
Organism: Daphnia magna
Lineage: Eukaryota; Metazoa; Arthropoda; Branchiopoda; Diplostraca; Daphniidae
Exons: 1
Coding region: 1-1878 (625 amino acids)
Source: RefSeq, a predicted model, not a curated record